AUGGAUUUACCUGGGCCAAUACAUGAAAUUCUUGUGCUAUUUGGGGGAUUUGUUCUUCUACUAGGGGGUCUAGGGGUGGUAUUACUUACCAACCCAACUUUUUCUGCUUUUUCGCUAGGAUUAGUUCUUGUUUGUAUAUCCUUAUUCUAUAUUUUAUUGAAUUCCUACUUUGUAGCUGUGGCACAACUUCUUAUUUAUGUGGGAGCUAUAAAUGUCUUGAUCAUAUUUGCCGUAAUGUUCGUAAAUGGCUCAGAAUGGUCUAAAGAUAAGAAUUUUUGGACUAUUGGAGAUGGAUUCACUUCACUCGUUUGUAUAACUAUUCCUUUUUCACUAAUGACUACUAUCCCAGAUACGUCGUGGUAUGGAAUUCUUUGGACUACAAGAUCAAACCAAAUAGUAGAACAAGGUCUCAUAAAUAACGUUCAACAAAUUGGGAUUCAUUUAGCAACCGAUUUUUAUCUUCCAUUUGAACUCAUUUCCAUAAUUCUUCUAGUUUCUUUAAUAGGUGCAAUUACUAUGGCUCGGCAAUAA
This is a messenger RNA of Oryza brachyantha (malo sina), 531 nucleotides long. NCBI's taxonomy places the organism in Eukaryota, Viridiplantae, Streptophyta, Magnoliopsida, Poales, Poaceae. The record is from the annotation of a RefSeq genome assembly.